AUGGCCGAACCGCAUUACAGAUACUCGGCCUCGGGCCGACGUUCCCCUACAUUCAACCCGGCGCGGGCAUCUUUGCCCCUCAGCGUUGGGUAUAGUUCCCCGUAUGGCGGGGAUAUACAUGCGAUCCCCACUGCUCGCUAUGACUCGAGUGUCCCACGAAGGCAGGGCGGCACAACGACAAUAACGACUUACAAUGUUACUAAGGAUCCCGUGACGCGAAGCUCAAGUGUUCGCGAUCACAGCCGCAACCGUCAUCGUCCUUCGACUGUCGACGCCGCGCCACACGUCAAACCCAUCAUCGUCACCACAAACCAUCCGCCUAGCCGAUCUAGCAAUCCAUCGUCGCACGCUUCGUCCGCCACCGCCAGAGCGAGCAGUCCUACGCGAGAUGCGCAUCGCAGCGUUGACGAAACCUACUAUGCUCAGCCGGCAUCCUCGAUUCGCUCGCGGAGCCAUAACCGUCACCACAGCUCGAGUGCGACUAUGGAUAAUGAUGAGUUCUACCGACUGUGGGAGCGGCAGGGCGAUGAAAGACUCCGGGCGCCUCGCCCUAGCAUCGGGACUGGAGCCGACCCCUACCACCCGCACAGUCGUCAGUCCAUGUACGUGAACACACCACGGAACAGCACCUCGCUGGUAGACUUCAAUCCAGUCGAUGGAUACGAAUAUACGAAGCCGAGUGAACUCGCAAGAUACGAUCUGGAUCAUGACCAAUCCAGAACUCGUGCCAGCCGGCGUGAGAGCAUUGAUCGGAACUACUAUCGGCCAUCUGUCAGUGUGGUCAGCAGUGAAGUCAGUCGCCCUGAACGUAGGGGUCCACCACCCACGUCCUCCGCCAUCGACCGGUACAACCGCAGUGCUGCUGCUGCCGCUGCCGCUUCCGCCGGCAUCUAUGAUCGUCCAACCGUCACCCUGCCUUCUCUACCACCUGCGCUACCCCCUCCGCCGGUUGAUGCUGCUCGUCGGUCUGGCCUCCCUGAUGCCGCCGCAAGCCCGACGGUCGAUCGAUGGAGUGCAGGGCGAGCAAGGCCUGUCUCGCUUUAUCAAGAUGCGGCUCCUCGGAUGUCGCAGCCAGAUGAGCUGUAUCGUGCGCGUGACGAUGAGCGCGCACACAGAGAUCACCGGGAACGUAGUGAUGAGUUCUUCCGCGAUGAUGUGGUAGCUUCGCGUGGGUUUGGACUUCGUCCAGAACUUGUUGAGCCGCCGCAGCCAGAUCACCGUCGCCACGUUGAAACUGCGGAUCGACGAGAGUACGAUGACCGCCGCUUCCGUAGGGAGCAUGAGGACGCCGAGCCAAGACACCGGUCUGAUGAUGACCUGGACAGAGCUCGUGGGCCCGAUGAGCGUAAGGGCAUAGAGUUCAGGCCCCGUAUGGAGGAGAGCAGGGACCGGAAAGACAACACGGAUAGCAAGAUUCGCGACAAAGUAGCUGCUGGCCUGGGCGCCGCUGCCGCAGCUAUUGGUCUUGGCGCUGUAGCAUCCAAAGAAGAGGAAGACCCGAGGGACGGCAGGGGGUCUCCUCGUCGACCCAGAGCAUCUGAAGAAGACCUGGAGCCCGUCGGUGCCCACGCUGCCGCAAGGUACAAGCCUCGUGAGACGGACGUGGUCGAGCGGAAAUCCUCUCCCCGUGAGGAUCCCACCAUUGUGGAGCAGAAACGAGAAGCCAGAAAGGAAAGAACCGAUCCUCGUGACGGUUCAAGUACCGACGGCUCACGCGACCGCAAUUCGCAUGAGAGGGAGCGUGAGAGGACCCUCGAGCGAGAUAGCUACCGGCGCGAGACCGAAGCGAGGUUGAGCGGUCCUCUCAACACCAGAGACAGCUCGCCCAUAACUGAGGACCCUGCUAUGGCUCCUCAACGACGGCGUCGUGCGUCUUCGGCUGCCCCAUUCAACCCCACUGACACGAGAGGUAUAAUGGAUCUGAAGGCCGAAUUAGCCGCCAUUGACGGCCCUGAGAAGCCCAAGGAGAAGGAGAGGCUAUCAGCGCGUGAGCGUGAUCGCGCUACUGAUGUCGACACCAUUGUAUCCUCGAGCUCCGAGAGACAAUCGGCCGCCUCGCGACCUCGUGGGAGAGACGACGAGUCUCGAGGACGUGAAUUGGCGCCUGUCGACUUCGAUCAACAAAAGCAAGUCCGGGUUGUAUCGCCACCUCGGGACAAGUCAGAGCAGAAACCCAUUAAGGGCAUCCUGAAGCAGCCCAAGGAACAGUUCCCUGAAGAGCCCUACCCCGUCCGUGAGGGCGUUGCGCCUCAUAAAAAUGACGAAAAAAAGAAAGACGUCCCGCCCGACGCACGCUGGACCAAGAUCAGUCGUAAGAUGGUCAACCCGGAAGCCUUAACCAUUGGUAAGGAACGUUAUGAGGUCCGCGACGACUUUGUCAUCGUUCUGCGUGUCCUGAGCAAGGAAGAGAUUCAAGGAUAUGCAACUGCAACUGCACAAAUUAGAGAAAAGCGAAGAAGGGAGUAUGAGAGGGAGAAUGAGGGUCGGAGCUAUGAUGACCGAGAUCGUGGUGAUGACGAAGAGGAGCGCAGGAGACGACACCGUCACCGCCGCGAGCGUGGCGAGGAGGACGAUGAUCGCAAAGACCGGGACAGAGAUUACGACCGUGAUCGUGGGGGUCGCACCCGUCGCCACAAAUAUGACGCGGAUGUCGAGGAAGAGGAGCGAAGGUCGGCGGAUGACUACCUUGAUCAUGGUAGUCACCAUACUCGCUCGCAUUCGCAUCGGGAUAGAGACUAA
Pseudomassariella vexata is the source of this 2739-nucleotide messenger RNA. RefSeq lists its product as uncharacterized. NCBI's taxonomy places the organism in Eukaryota, Fungi, Ascomycota, Sordariomycetes, Amphisphaeriales, Pseudomassariaceae. Bases 1 to 2739 code for a protein of 912 amino acids. The transcript has 2 exons. The record is from RefSeq and is a predicted model, not a curated record.